AUGGGGAAGAAAAACAAGAAUAGAAAUUUUUCAACAAAGAAAAACUAAUUCAAAUAGAUCAGCAGGACAAAGACGGCAGCUGUUUUUGAUGAAAAGGAGAGAAAGGAGUAUUUGACUGGGAUGUUUGGGGCUAAAUAGAAACGAAAAGAAGAAUACAUCAAAUUGAGAAAUGAGAAGCAUAAGAAAUUCAAUAAGGAGUAGAAAGCAUAAAUUAGAGAAGUUAAUAUUGACAAAAGUAUUUUUAGGAAAAGAAGAAACAAAUAGAGAGAUUACAAAAUCUAAUUGACUUUAAUAAUUCUUUGAGCAAAACCUAAUAGACAGAAAGUAUCAAGACUUCAAACAAUAAGGAGGUUGAAGUGACAACUACUUUUUUUCAUGAAUAAUGAUCAUAUAUAUUUCAUAU
Paramecium octaurelia is the source of this 403-nucleotide messenger RNA. NCBI's taxonomy places the organism in Eukaryota, Ciliophora, Oligohymenophorea, Peniculida, Parameciidae. The record is from the annotation of a GenBank genome assembly.